GCACCACAGGUGGCGGUAAUGCGCUUUAACGCUGGCUGCCAUCCGCCAUGAUUACACCAAAACAAGAAGAAGAAGAGGAAGAAACUAGAUCAGAGUCGAGAAAACAAAAACCUUUGAUGCCCCUAUAAACGGAUAUUUGUUUAUAAUCCUACGACGCGAGAAGAGACAAGCAUGAGCGGCUUUAGAAGACCAGACAGACACAGGACACCGCCAUUCACCAGGGCAACACACCUCGGAACAUCCAAGCAUGACCUGGAUCGAGAUUCAGGCUUCUCAGAUGCCAGCUCGGGGUAUCUCAGUGCAGUCGAUCUGACUGACUCCGAAGAUGCAGGUAGGAAUGGGUCCAUAGUCGGCCAGGACGCGACCGGUCCGCAGGUGGCUGUGAUGGGAGGCUCAUACGGUGGACUGUCUCCAAUGAUAAUUAUGAACAACUUCGUCCUAAAGCAGCCAUCCCAGAUGGCUCCGGCAGAGAAACAGUGGGGCUUCUCCUCACCCCUGGAAGUGAUGCCUCAAUCUCAGGUGGUUCUUCUUCAACCCAUGGUGUCAAAUGGCAACAGCAGCUCCCCAAAGACUGGCUCUGAAAAUAUGCGACAAUCAAAAAGCUACAUGCCCAUCCUAAAGUCAUAUCCUCGAAUUGCCCCACAUCCUGGGGAGGCGCCUGCUAAGAGGUUCAGAAUGAGGGGAAGUUCGACCUCAGGAUAUGACCAGCGACAGAGGAGACGCCACGGCCACGGCCACGGCCACGGCCACGGCCACAGGCUCUACAGCUCCCCCAGCCCACAGCCAGCCCUGCAGACUCCAAGCAAACCCGUCACCAACUUUGAAGUAGCAAACAACCAAGCACAGGCAGCUGAAAGUCUGGAGCAACUCGGUGACAAGUCUCUCUCCCCGCUGACAGGAACCAGCUCGUUGCUCAGCUACACGCAUGAAUUUAGGACAGAGGUUGACAGCAACAGUAUCCACGGUGACGAAGACCAGGACACCCUCUCAACAGACAGUGACAAACUCAAACGUUUCAGCAAUACCUACAACAUUCUCAACAAAUGCGGCUUGCUGGGGAUCACCAUGCGCACAAAGCAGCUGAUCAAAGAGAAUAAGCGCACCCAAGGCCAGCUGCAGCAGCUUCAGGAGCAAACAGCCCUGCUGCUGGAGGCUCUGAGCAGCGGAGACCCACAGCUCUGGUCUAAACUCCAGCUCUCACUGCAGGACACAGACAAGGAGCAGUUGGGAAUUAAAGCUCACAGAGUCCUUGCGUAAUAUACUGUAUUGGUGGUCAUGGCCAGCAGUUCUCAAUCUUGGGGGGGGUCACAUGAUUUAUUUAAUGUAAAAGAAACAUAUAUCUCAGACCUUAUCAAUAAAAGCUUUUUUGUUGUGAAAUAGUCAACACCACUUCUUCAAGCAUUAUAACUAACCCAACUAUAACUUAUAACUAAAUUAUAUGCUGUUAUGCUCCUGACAGGGGUACAAAUCUUCUUAUACUUGGGGGUCACAGAGCCAAAAACAUGAAGAACUGCUGGUCUAAACUCCAAACAUGAAGCUGAAGCACAUCCACUGUUACCAAGUGGGAGUUAAGAAGCAUGCGUACGUCUCAAACCCUCGCCUAUAAUGAAUUUUCUUGCCUCUGCUGUUUGAAAAUAGCAAGUAUCACUUACAAUAGGGCUAUGGCUUCUAUAUGUUGAACUCUUAAUUGCAUAAACGCAUGCCUUACUGCACAUGUGAGGACAGAUAGGGUUAAUUUCAUAUACAUGCCUUGAAUGUGAUAAAUGUAAAAAAGAUAGAAGCAUCGUUUUAAGCCAUGGCUUGAGGGAUGGCAAUGUUGGUCGGUCAGUCAACCACUUUGGCCUUGGCUGAAAUGUCACGACAAUCGCCAGAUAGAUUGCUAUGAAGUUUUGUACAGAUAUUCAUGAUCCUCAGAGGAUGAAUCCUACUGACUUUGUUGAUCACCUGACUUUUCCUCCAGCACCACCAUGAGGUUGACAUUUAAGCUCUGUAUGGUAAUAUCUCGACACCUAUUGGACGGAUUGAUGUGAAAUGUAAUACUCACAUUCUUGGUCCGCAGAGGAUGAACUGUAAUAACUUUGAUCUCCUGACUUUUCAUCUAUCGCCAAUAUCUGCAAAACUCAUUACAUUCCCCUCAGCCUCAGCUAAACUUUGCGUUUAGUGCUUAUUUGCAAAUGUUAGCAUGCUAACACACCGAAACAACACAGUGAUCAUGGUAAACAUACCUGCUAGACAUCAACAUGCUAGCAUUGUCAUUGUGUGCAUGUUAGCAUGUUGAUGUUAGCUCAAGUAGAGCCUCACAGAGCCGCUAGCUUGGCUGUAGACUUUUAGUCUUGUUACUUUUUAGGUCAAAUAGAAAACUUGGUGUCGAUACAUGUGGAGUGUGUUUCAAUUACCUCUCAAAGGGGCAAUGGCCUGUCAGUUUUCUUUUUAUUUACACGGUCUUUAAAUUUAAUGGUAAUUGAAACUCUGAAUGAAGCAGAUGUUUGCUUUGUCAGGAAGUGUCUACACUGACUGCUUGUGUUCUGAGACAAGCUGGCUAGGUCACAGUGAGGCUACAGAGGGCUGGCUAAAUCAACAUUGUUUUGUUUUUUUUUAUAAUUUUGCUACUUUGUGUUGUUAUUAUUUAUUUGUAAUAAUAUUUUCAACAAGACUAAAGCUGUGUUAAUAAUAUAAAAAAACCAAGCACAUUAUAACUUUUUUUUUAUAAAAGAUGAUGGUAAGAACUACGUUGGGAUUUGUAAAAGCUUAAAUUGUAGCAAGUGAAGUGACGUAGCCAUAUUAUAUUUGUCUUGACCUUUGAUCUGUUGCUGCCGUGUUCAUUCCUGCUGCAGUUUGAAGCUUAACAAAAAGUAUUAAUUUAAACUUCAACGCAUAGAAAUGACAGCUAAAUGUUUUCAUUUAGUUUCAUAUCCCAGACUCUUGCACUUUAGUUACAAGAUUACUGACAACAUUUUUAGAUUCUUCACUAACUGAGCAUUUCUCCUCUUUCAUGAUAAAACAGUGUGAAUAUGAAUGUUUAUCUGAUUGCCUGUGCCUUUUGAAUUUGUACGUACUUGUACUUCAUAUCAGUGCUUGAGCUGCUUAGAUUUCUGUAUUUUUUUUUGUGGACAUCAUGUGCAAGAAAGAUGAAUGUACUUAAAGCUCUCCAAAGAGUGAAUCUUCCUCUGUGAAGUGAUGUAAGAAAUUACAGCCCUGGCUAGAUAAUACAACCAGAGUUGCUGUAGAAAGGACAGAAUGAAGACAAGUAAAAAUGGUUAUAAAAGAGUUUUAAUGUUAAGUCAUGGUUAACUGUAGUGGUAUUUAUUUUAGCAACAAUAUGCUACUGUUGCAAUAUUUUACAGUCAGGAGUCGUAAAACUAAGAGCUAAUCAAAUCAGACUUGGUUUUAACAGAGCAAAAAGAGUUACAAAAGUUUUUUGUAUUUGUAUUCUAAGAUUAUAUUUUGCCUUUUUUCCUGUUAUUGUGAAAAGUGCUUUCUGUAUCUUUAGCAAAAGUCACUUUGACUAAUAAUUGUCAUAAAACUUUGUUUGAAGACCA
Molecule: messenger RNA, 3539 nt
Organism: Thunnus maccoyii (southern bluefin tuna)
Lineage: Eukaryota; Metazoa; Chordata; Actinopteri; Scombriformes; Scombridae
Gene: cipca
Product: CLOCK-interacting pacemaker a
Exons: 4
Coding region: 172-1257 (361 amino acids)
Biological process (GO): negative regulation of DNA-templated transcription; negative regulation of circadian rhythm
Cellular component (GO): nucleus
Source: RefSeq, a predicted model, not a curated record